AUGGAUCCUAAUCGCAUAAUACAGGCAUUAAAAGGAACGAUUGACCCUAAUCUCAGGAUAGCGGCAGAAAAUGAGCUGAAUCAGUCCUACAAGAUUAUCAACUUUGCCCCCACUCUGCUGCAAAUCAUUGUGUCUGAGCAUGUGGAAUUUCCGGUGAGACAGGCGGCUGCCAUCUACCUGAAGAACAUGGUGAGUGAAUACUGGCCAGACAGGGAGCCAGCACGCGGUGAGGUGGUCUUCCCAUUCAACAUCCACGAGAACGAUCGCGGUCAGAUCCGAGAGAAUGUAGUGGAAGCCAUCAUCCAGUGCCCAGAGUCCAUACGGGCCCAACUGACUGUGUGUUUGCGUGCCAUAAUAAAACACGACUUCCCUGGACGCUGGACUGGCAUAGUGGAUAAGAUUGGCAUGUACCUUCAGUCUCAGAACAGCGGCAGCUGGUACGGAAGCCUGCUUGCCCUUUACCAGCUCGUCAAGACCUACGAGUUUAAGAAGGCUGAGGAGAGGGAUCCACUGCUGGCAGCCAUGCAGAUCUUCCUGCCGCGUCUGCAGCAGCUCAUGUCUCAGCUUCUGCCCGAUUCCACCGUCUUCUCCGUGCUCAUUCAGAAACAGAUCCUCAAGAUCUUCCACGCGCUAGUACAGUAUUCACUUCCUCUUCACCUGGUCAAUAACACAGUCAUGACCCAGUGGAUGGAGAUACUGAGGGCUGUUGUAGACAGGAGUGUUCCCCCGGAGACUUUGGAGGUGGAUGAGGAUGACCGCCCCGAGCUGGUUUGGUGGAAGUGUAAGAAAUGGGCAUUACGCAUCAUCACCAGGUUGUUUGAGAGGUAUGGAAGCCCAGGCAACGUGACAAAGGAAUAUUUUGAGUUUGCUGACUUUUUUCUCAAGACGUAUGCUGUGGGAAUCCAGCAGGUGCUACUGAAGGUGGUCGAUCAGCACAGGCAGAAACAGUAUGUGGCUCCUCGUGUCCUGCAGCACGCGCUGAAUUACCUGAACCAGAGCGUCUCACACUCCAUCACCUGGAAACACAUGAAACCUCACAUGCAGACUAUAACUCAGGAGGUCGUGUUUCCGCUCAUGUGCUAUAAGGAUGAGGAUGAGAAGUUGUGGCAGGAGGACCCAUACGAAUACAUCCGCAUGAAAUUCAAUAUGUAUGAUGAACAUGUGUUCCCGGCCACUGCAGCCCAGAGUCUACUGAUCAAAGCUGCCAGGAAAAGGAAGGAGGUCCUGCCCCAGACCAUGGAAUUCUGUCAUCAGAUCCUGCUGGAUGUCAAUGCUGACCCCCGCAGGAAGGACGGGGCACUGCAUGUCAUAGGUUCGCUUGCUGAACUACUGCUUAAGAAGCGCGUGUACAGGGAGCAGAUGGAGCUGAUGUUGCAAAACUAUGUGUUUCCACUACUCAAUUCAAACCUGGGCUACCUGAGAGCUCGAUCCUGCUGGGUGCUGCACUCAUUCAGUCCUCUGAAGUUUCAUAACGAGAUCGUAUUGAGGAACGCCGUAGAGCUGGUCAAACAGGACCUCAUAUCCGAUACAGAGAUGCCCGUCAAAGUCGAGGCAGCCAUCGCACUCCAGACACUGGUCAGCAACCAGGAGCAAGCUAAAGUCUACAUUAGGCCUUUCAUAAAGCAGGUGAUGCAGGAGCUUUUGCACAUAAUUAAGGAGACAGAAAAUGACGACCUGACCAAUGUCAUCCAGAAAAUGAUCUGUGAAUAUAACCAGGAAGUUGCUGUCAUUGCUGUGGACAUGACUCAGAACCUGGCUGAGAUCUUCAGUAAAGUUCUUCAGAGUGAAGAAUAUGAGGAGUGUGAGGAGAAGAGUGUUAUGGCUCUGGGUGUCAUCAGCACCAUCGACACCAUCCUCACCGUUAUGGAAGACCACAAAGAGAUUACUCAGCAGUUGGAAGGGAUCUGCCUUCAGGUGAUAGGUCUUGUCCUCCAGAAACCCAUCAAUGGUAUGGCAGAAUUCUAUGAGGAGAUUCUGUCCCUGGCGUUUGGUCUCACGUGUCAGUCCAUCUCACCUCAGAUGUGGCAGCUUUUAGGAGUGCUCUAUGACGUCUUCCAGAAGGACUGCCUGGACUACUUCACAGAUAUGAUGCCACUCUUGCACAAUUAUGUUACCGUCGAUACAGACAUGCUGCUGUCCAAUCCCAAACACUUGGAGGUCAUCUACAGUAUGUGCAAAAAGGUCCUGACGAAUGAUGCAGGAGAGGAUGCCCAGUGUCACGCAGCCAAGCUGCUGGAAGUCAUUAUCUUACAAUGUCGCAACAGAGGCAUUGAUCAGUGUAUCCCAUUGUUUGUGGAGGCGGUUUUGGAGAGGUUGACACGUGGUGUAAUGUCCAAUGAACUGCGCACCAUGUGUCUCCAAGUGGCUAUUGCUGCUCUGUACUACAACCCCGCCCUCCUGAUGCACACACUGGACAAUAUCCGCUUCCCACACAGCCCUGAGCCAAUCACAGCGCAGUUCAUCAACCAGUGGAUGAAUGACACAGAGUUCUUCCUGGGGGUUCAUGACCGUAAGAUGUGCAUCAUCGGUCUGAGCGUGUUGCUGGAGCUGCCAAGUCGCCCAGCUGUGCUAGAGGGGGUCGCUGGGCAGAUUGUGCCCUCUGUCCUCUUGCUCUUCUUGGGUCUUAAACACAUCUAUGCCUCCCGGGUCCUCAACAAACCCCAGCAACUUACCAGAGCACAGUGCUCAGAGGAGGACGAGAAUGAGGAGAUACCAAGUGAUGAAGAUGAAGUCAAUGAAAACCGGAAUAUCAUCCAGUCGUCAAGUACACCGACUGACCAUGACGAGGGUGACGAGGAUGAUGACGAUGACGAUUACUGGGAUGAAGAGGCUCUUGAUGGGACACCCUUAGAGGAGUACAGCACUCCACUGGACUAUGACAACGGAGAGGACGAGUACCAGUUCUUCACCUCUGCCCUCCUCCGAGUGCAGAGUUCAGACACAGCCUGGUAUCAGUCCCUCACAGCUCCUCUGAGUGAGGAGCAGAAGAAGCAGCUGCAGGAGAUCUACAGCUUGGCACAGCAGAGGAGAAGCGCAGCAGGAAAAGGCCUAUGAGAUGUUCCAUGUGGAAAGUUCUGUGAUGUUUGGAUGGCAAGAAAAGACUGUGGAUACAGAUCUGUGGUGGAAUUAAAUCCAUUAACUGGUUCAGUCCGCAUCAGACUGCACACAGAAACAUCCCACUAAGACCUGGUAGCUGUGACCCACAUCACCAGGCCAGCUGGGGUGAAUGGAGAACUGGUCCUAGGGAUAAUCAGGACCCAAAGCAGGCUCUUCAGAACCACCACCAUCCUCACCAGCCCACGGUAGGGGCCCCUAGCCCUCCUCACUGGACUGAAGAGGUUACUCUGGGUCGGACACCAGCUCAUCCACUGACCAGUGCAGUUUGUUUGCUUGUAUAUGUGUGUGAGU
Messenger RNA from Chanos chanos (milkfish), 3408 nucleotides. It is a transcript of the gene ipo8, whose product is annotated as importin 8. The record is from RefSeq and is a predicted model, not a curated record. Gene Ontology annotation, biological process: protein import into nucleus. The coding region runs from base 1 to 3054 and encodes 1017 amino acids. Gene Ontology annotation, molecular function: small GTPase binding. The transcript is spliced from 25 exons. Gene Ontology annotation, cellular component: cytosol; nuclear envelope. NCBI's taxonomy places the organism in Eukaryota, Metazoa, Chordata, Actinopteri, Gonorynchiformes, Chanidae.